CGAAGUUCAUUGCCUUCGGCCACUUACCCACAGACCCUGGUCUCUUUUGGCCCCAAAUAUCAAGAAACAAACUCGGAACAUUUUAUUGUGUGCUUGUGUCGAUGAGGGACUGUGUCGAACCGCGCAGGCACAUCUACACAUUCGUGUAAAUAAGGGAACAUUUCAGCUUUCGUCAGACAUGCACAACUUGCAUGGAAAGGUGGCUCUUGUCGUUGGCCUUGGCCAGACUGGGGCUGGGGGAUGGGGUAUAGGCGCCGCUACUGCUGUUCUGCUCGCUCGGCAGGGAGCCAUUAUCUUCGGCGGCAACAGGACGCGCAUUUCAACUACAAAAACUAAGGAAGCCAUCGAGGAGGAAGGUGGGCAAUGCGAUGUAGUGGAAACCGAUGCUACUUCCUCCUCGUCAGUGCAGAGUCUUAUUGAUGCUUGUAUGGCCAAGCAUGGACGAAUAGACAUCCUUGUUGCCAACGUUGGCCAGUCUCAGCCAGGAUGUCCAGCCACCAUGACGGAAGAGAUCUGGGACUCUCAGAUGGAUAUAAACCUCAAAAGUGUAUAUCUAGCAUGCCAUUAUGUGCUUCCUGUCAUGGAGAAACAAUCGAAUGGCGGUGCGAUCGUCUGUAUCUCAAGCAUCGCGGGCAUGCGCUACAUCGGAAAGCCACAGAUUGCGUAUAAUACAACGAAGGCCGCUAUCAUGCAGUUCGUCAAAGCGACAGCGGUCAUAUAUGCGAAAAGAGGCGUGAGACUAAAUACAGUAGUCCCCGGAUUGAUGGAAACACCAUAUACCAGAAGUCUUGCCGAGCGAUUCCCCACAGAAGGAGGAUAUGAAGGUUUCAAGAAGAUGAGAGAAGAUCAGGUUCCGAUGGGUCGCAUGGGGGAUGCGUGGGAUGUUGCCAAUGCUGUUUUGUUCCUGGUCUCAGAUGAAGCGCGGUACAUCACAGGGCAGAAGAUAGUUGUAGACGGUGGGAUUACAAGCUCGACGGGACGAACAUAGAUUUUCUUGAAGAUACGCUGUUUCUCAUAGAACGGGUCGUAGGAUGAAAAUGAUAUCUUCGUCCGAU
This is a messenger RNA of Truncatella angustata, 1055 nucleotides long. Its product is annotated as oxidoreductase ucpA. NCBI's taxonomy places the organism in Eukaryota, Fungi, Ascomycota, Sordariomycetes, Amphisphaeriales, Sporocadaceae. The coding region runs from base 179 to 988 and encodes 269 amino acids. Gene Ontology annotation, molecular function: oxidoreductase activity, acting on the CH-OH group of donors, NAD or NADP as acceptor. The record is from RefSeq and is a predicted model, not a curated record. The transcript has 2 exons.